AUGCCGUUGGACACACUUCCUGGUUGGCUAAACGCUGUGGCCUGUGGGCUUCUGUUUCUUCUCCAAGUGCAUGUGGCAGGUAUUAGUGAAAAGUCAGCCAUCCCCAUCAGGACUACCCACACAGGACAGGUGCAGGGCAGUCUUGUCCACUUGAAUGACACCACAGAGGAUGUCUACACCUUCCUGGGAAUCCCCUUUGCAAAGCCACCUCUAGGAAAGCUGAGAUUUUCACCCCCUGAGUCUCCUGAACCAUGGAGUGGUGUGAGGGAUGGGACUACCUACCCAGCCAGGUGUCUACAAAAUUCUGAAACAGUGAAUGUAGAGAGUCAGGGGAUGAAUUCGAGCAUGGCUCCCAUCUCUACAUCUGAAGACUGCCUGUAUCUCAACAUCUACACACCAGCUCAUGCCAAUGAGGGCUCUAACCUACCUGUGAUGGUAUGGAUCCAUGGUGGUGCAUUGGUUAUGGGCAUGGCUUCCAUUCAUGAUGGAUCCAUGCUGGCAGCCAUUGAGGAUGUGGUAGUGGUCACUGUCCAGUAUCGCCUGGGUAUCCUGGGCUUCUUCAGCACUGGAGAUGAGCAUGCCAGAGGCAACUGGGGCUACCUGGACCAAGUGGCUGCCCUGCACUGGGUCCAGAAGAACAUCGCCCACUUUGGAGGCAAUCCUGACCAGGUCACUAUUUUUGGAGAGUCUGCAGGAGGCACAAGUGUGUCUUCACAUGUUGUGUCCCCCAUGUCCCAAGGACUUUUCCACAGAGCCAUCAUGGAGAGUGGGGUGGCCCUGAUGCCUGACCUUAUCUCCAACACCUCUGAGGCAGUCUACACAAUGGUGGCCAAUUCAUCUGGUUGUGAGGCUGUGGACUCAGAGACCCUGGUGCACUGUCUGAGAAACAAGAGUGAAGAGGAGAUUCUGGCUAUUAACAAGGUCUUCAAGAUGAUCCCUGCUGUGGUAGAUGGGGAGUUCCUACCCAGGCAUCCCCAAGAGUUGUUGGCUUCUGUGGAUUUUCACCCUGUUCCCAGCAUCAUCGGUGUCAACAACGAUGAAUAUGGUUGGCUUCUCCCCAUGAUCCUAGGCUCUGAUCAAACAAUAAAGGAUAUAACCAGAGAGACCCUGCAGGCUGUUCUGAAGAGCACAGCAACACAAAUGAUGCUGCCUCCCGAAUGUAGUGACCUGCUAAUGGAAGAGUACAUGGGGGACACUGAAGACACCCAGACCCUCCAAAUACAGUUCAAAGAAAUGAUGGGGGACUUCUUGUUCAUUAUCCCUGCACUCCAAGUAGCAAAUUUUCAGCGUUCCCACACCCCUGUCUACUUUUAUGAGUUCUGUCAUGAGGUCAACUUCUUCAAAGAUGUCAGGCCACCCCACGUGAAAGCUGACCAUGGUGAUGAGGUUCCCUUUGUCUUUGGGUCCUUCUACUGGGGUGUGAAACUUGACCUUACUGAGGAGGAGGAGCUGCUGAGCAGGAGGAUGAUGAAGUACUGGGCCAACUUUGCACGACAUGGGAACCCCAACAGCAAGGAUCUACCCUACUGGCCUGUGUUUGACCAUGAUGAGCAGUACCUGCAGCUGGACAUUCAGCCUACUGUGGGACAAGCCCUGAAGGCCAGAAGGCUGCAGUUCUGGACCAAGACUCUGCCCCAGAAGAUCCAGGAGCUAAAGGGGUCUCAGGAGAAUCACAAAGAGUUGUAGUACCCUGUGAGAGAAAUGGUGUAGAGGGUUGAGUAUACAUGGAGUCAGCCUAACAUUCUUAGAAAUGCUAGAAUUCUUAGAAAUCCUGGUUAGAAUCUAACAGUCUUGUAACCAUCCCUUACCUCUACAGCCAUCCAUUUGGCCAACAUGUAUGACAAACCCUUAGUGUAUCACUUACUACUCAACAUGCUGGGACACCUUUUAUGAGACCCACUCAGUAAAUGCUCCCAUGACUAUGUAGAUGUGUGAUCCCCUAAGUGUCCCAAUCUUCUUUCACAGUCUACUGGGACCAGGCUCCUUCCUUCCUUUCUUCAUCUGCUCUCAUGCUCUCCUCUUCUCCAAGCCCCAGACUUUCUUCAAAUGGAACAGAUGCUUUGGA
Molecule: messenger RNA, 2065 nt
Organism: Peromyscus eremicus (cactus mouse)
Lineage: Eukaryota; Metazoa; Chordata; Mammalia; Rodentia; Cricetidae
Product: pyrethroid hydrolase Ces2e-like
Exons: 13
Coding region: 1-1686 (561 amino acids)
Cellular component (GO): intracellular membrane-bounded organelle
Molecular function (GO): carboxylic ester hydrolase activity
Source: RefSeq, a predicted model, not a curated record